GGAUAAUAGGCGGUUUUGCUUUUGCCGGCCAGCUCGCCGACCAGCCGACCAAGCGCGAGACCUGCGUCGAAAAUAAACCGCACGCCGUCGCCCACGCGCUCACUGUCGCCCCACGCGCAGGUUGUUUAUAACAUGGCAGACGACGAGGGGGCCUUCGACGCCGCCGACGUCAUGAGCAACAUAGUGCGCACGAAUACGGUCCCUCCGCCGAAACGCAAACCCUCGCGCCUCCUAGCUCUUAGCAUGCUCGCCGCUGUGACCGCCGCCACCCUUUCAGACAACCGCGGCCUGCGCAACGCGGUUGGUGUUGUUAUUGCCCGCGAGGGCACUGAUGCAUCAGCCAAGCCCAUAUGGAAGGCACUGUCACCAAAAAACACAAGAGAAGGAAUAAGCGGGUCACUCCACUCCAUUAUGCUCAAACCUGCGACGGCAGCGGGGAGGAAACUGGCCCAGGCCGCUAGAGGCACCAAAUGUUUCAUGUUCAAACAGGACCAGUGCCCCAGCAUGAUCUACAAGGAUACUGUCUUCAUGCUGACAGCAUCAGGCUUGCUUUGCGUCGCUUACACGAUAUCUUACGUCAAUGGCAAGGUCGGCUGUAGUAAAAAUUACACCAAACAUAACAAAGGUCGCAAGUGUAAGGGCUGGCAAUGUUUUGUUGACUUACAUCAUGUGGCGACUCGUAGCUACCUUUCUGGUUUGUGUUUUGUCCCGAACGCCAUCAACAAACUCAUCGAGAAGAUCGUUAACCCGAGGCCUGUACAUGGGUUACCAGACAAGAACAUUGAAGCCUCCUACAAAGCCCACAAGCCUCAUGUUAUACUCGAUAAUAUAUCCGAACUCAAGGGGCACGAAGAUAGUAUUCGAGCUGGAGACGUCGAUUGUGUGGAGUGCCAGCGCGGCACGUCAAAGGGACAUCCCUCAAAACUACUCCUCACUUCGCUCAUGCCCGGCCAGCCCAACUUUGUAUAUUUGAAGAGGGCCGAUUCCGCUCACCGGCGGCUCGCUGGGGUCGGCACGCGCGACGAGGGCAUCUACCAGUUCGUGUCCACGUCCCGGCCCGACUUUAUUCAUCCUUCUUGUGUUAUCCAAGUAUACACGCACAUACCGCCGAAGGGGUCGGGCCAACCAAAGAAUCAAAAGCUGAUUCGUGUUCUGCACUGCCGGUGCCCCAUUCUCGGAAUUGGCGGCACCAAGGUUGGCGGCGGCUCCAGCGGCGAGGAAUCGAAGAGCAAGACGUGGCCGGUGGUCCUUCAUCAUCUUGGCAAGGAUGAUUUGAGCUUGGUAGUCUUUUGCCACAACGAGGUCAACCUAGCCCUAGAUUUCAUUCCUUGAGUAACUAUUUGAUCCCUAC
Pelagomonas calceolata is the source of this 1351-nucleotide messenger RNA. NCBI's taxonomy places the organism in Eukaryota, Pelagophyceae, Pelagomonadales, Pelagomonadaceae. The record is from the annotation of a GenBank genome assembly.